AAAUAUGGCAACGCACGUAACUGUUGUUAUGCUCUAAAGAUUUCAGUAUGAGACAGGCACCUAGACAGCUCUUUCUGAGACAUAUGCAAGUUUGUUUUUAUAAAAUCGAUGUAAUUCUUUCAGCAUUUAAAGUAGUUCUUUGAAGUGAGCUCCCUGAACACAAGGUUCGUUUGUGAAGGACUGGCAGGUGUCUCAUUACACACGCACGCACAGACACCGGGAGCUGCUUCCUUUCCCCAGCAUACCUGAUAUCUGUGCUCCAUGCAAGACCCCCCUUCAGCUUUCUCUGGCAAACUCCAGGAUGAUGCUGUCUGUGGAAACUGUUAAAAACAAAAACAUACGCACCUUUGUGGUGAUCUGGUUUGGAUAUUUUGUUUUGAAAGCUUUUUAAGGCCUGUUUUAGCAAAGGUCUCUGCCCAUGGGCACUCGAUAAAAUACAAUGCAAUAUGAAGGCUGGUGUUGCCCAUCUAACCUUGUCACCUGUUCAGUUACCAGUUUGUUGUAUUUCUCUUAAAUAUAUUACUGCAGAAGUAUGAUUUCACAGCCUCUGCCAGAUACAAAAUAACAGAUUCUGUGUGGCAUUUGGAAAGGAGACAGCUCCUCACACCAAAGCUGUGGUGGUGAGUGCUGCAGCCCCAUUCCUCCCAGGAAUGCUCUUAAAAUCCUUCUGUUUCCUUCUCUGUUGCUUGACUUCCUCCUUCCUCUUUUCCAAGGCAGUUGCUGCUGUUCUCAUGGUGAUGAUACUUAGUGCUGUGUUUGCCUUCUGGCACAGCGUCUCCAAGAAGGUAGUUGUGUUCUGAAUCCGUGGGCAUCCACAAGCAGUAUCACCUAAGCUGUGCUGUCUCGAGAAGAAUGGACCCCUGGGAACGUACAAAAGUUUGUCACAAGAGUUUGUUGCAUUGGGUGACACAAACUUGGAGCUCUCAUGAGGGUAGUUUAAUGAUGGGAUAAUAACAAGGAAAAGACACAUGAUAGGUAAUAAUAUAAAAGGCCUUUUGGCCAUAUUUUAUAAUGGCCCGCACACUUAGCUUGCUUUACCUGCUGAGUUUUCACAGAAAAUGCUUUAAGAGAAGGGAAUAAUGUAAUUUUUUCCCCAAGACUAAGACUUGUUAGGUAUCUGUGAUACAGUGAUGUAUCUAAAAGUCCCAUACCAAUAUUUUGUUUCCUGGCAUAAAAAAUCUCCAUAAUCACAGAAGAGAUACUUGUUAAGAUCAGGAUUUGAAAAACACAAAGAAUGAAGACCUCAAAAGGAUUCUUUUUUUCUUUAAUUGACAUCCAGAAAAUGUAGGAACAUCUCGAAAACAGCUUUAGCCACUUUCAAGUACCUGUGGGAAAGUAAAACAAGUUUCCUUGAGUCUGAGUUUUACAGAAAGCUUCUUCUUUCAUAUUGGAGACAGUGUUCCUCUGAGUGAUGGCACCAGAAAGAUGCAGAGGGCCAGCAAGGAAAUAUUGAACAUAUAAGAUAUGCAAGAUUGAUUUUAUUAACACUGUGCACAUAUCUUGGAGAGUGAAGGAGCCCCUAUAUCCUUGUUGUAAUAUCUCAUCCUAAUCACAGUGGCUCUGCUUUAGCUGUCUUUGUGGAGCAAACGGAGAAGGAAAACUGCUUCGACUUCAUCUAUCCCAAUCCUGGAAAAUGUGCUGGUGCACUUCCAAAAUAAAGUCCAACCAAGGGCCACCCGAGGGUAAGACCCUGUUCAAUUACAAAAUAAUCCUUAGGCUGGAACCCACAGAAGAAUGCAUAUUGCAUCUCCCACCAUGGCUAAAGGAACUCGAGACACUUGGUAAAGCUCAUUUCUGGGCCCAUAAGCAAAAAAAAAAAAAAAUCAAACUCUAAGAUAAAACAAUUAGACAAUGCCUCUCACCUGUUUUUGGCUAUGGAACACAUUAGUCUGGAAUGAAAGCAAUAACAUUUUUCCAAAUUCAAUGUCCAAACCAUCAGAUAACUGGAACUUCUGGGCUUCUUCCCUUGUGAGAUAGCAUGCAAGUUAAAUCUGAAAUGCCUGUAUUUUAUAUAGACCACCUUUAAAAUGCAAACAUGUAUAAAAAUGCUAUGAUGUACAAAACUCUUAGACAGCUAUCCUUAUGCUAUGCAUCAAUUCCAGAAACACCUGGAAAUCCCUUGGAAAGUUUGAUGUAAUUACAUCUGACUGUAAAUAUUUGACUGUUUUAAUAUACUCAGGUGACCUAAAUAACAUUGCGCAGAAAAAAAUGAAUUUAAAGUAAUUAAGAAAGAGUAUUUGUCUCAAGAUCAGUUUUCUCUGCUCUGAAAAGUCCUGUAUGCCUUGUUCUACAGCCAUAAUCUUUGUAUUUCCACCUUGUAAAUACUCCGUGGUAAAUUGCAAUGGAAGCUCGGCUUGGCUCAAGUUCUCCUGGUUCUGUGGCACUGCUUCUUGGUUAAGGAAAUGGAUUUCAUUCUCACUUUCUGUCAUUCUAUGCUUUAAUUUACAGAUUUAUAUGUCCUCUGCUAGUUUAAUGGUGACUUUUCUUCAACGUGAAUUUCUGUCAUGCUCAAACAACAGAUUUACAGACACAAGGGAUAUGUCCUUUAAAAUGUCUCAGCCAAACACUCUUUCAAGAGGUGUAAAUGAAGAUGAUGGAAAAUCCUGUCAGCAAUUCAAAUGAGGUUUGCUUGAACUGAUUUGCUCCUUUCCUCUGGUGUUGUGCCAAGUUGUGUGAGCAUGGCCUGAAGCUGCCCUUCCUAGACUGGCUGGCAUUGACUCGUAUUAGCUGCCUUCAUGUGCUUUAGAUGGGAGUUCCUGUGCCUGGAGCCUGAUGGUGUUGCAGAUCCAAGUCACCAUGCUGCUGAUGUCCUGGGUACUGAAAGGCACUCCUGAGGUAAGAUUCAUCUCAGGCUCAUGAGCCUAUGAGAACUUAACUGGUUGAUCUUUGAUCCACAAAAGGAUUCAAGACUGCUUAUGAAACAUUUAUGUCUUCUUUAUCUGGUGUAAACUGUGGCUUGCACAGAAUUGUUCCCUUUCCCAUUAGGAUGUCCCAGUAUCUAAGUGAAAGCCCUGGCCGUAGGUGCAUGGUCAUCUCACUUAGUCAAUGGUUAUUUCAUUCAGCUGCAAGUGAACUUUGUAAGUUUGCCUGGAGCUGAGCUGUUGAAAGAGGGCUGCCAAUAGCCAUUCCUCAUGGUGUGGAGCUAACUAUAGUAAGAAAUUAAGUCAAACAAUGCAAAAGUUUUUCAACCAAGAGGGUCAUUAAACCAUCUGUUACUUAUUAUUUGACAUUCACAUGCAGUUCUUGGGAAAUUUCAGGAGAGAUCCUUGGCUAAGAGGUAUCAGAAUGUUGGAAGUCAGGUUUUUCUCAUACUAAUUCAGUACAGAGUUUCAUCCUGCCUGAGAGCAAUUUCAAACAUGUGACACAUUUCUCAAGUUGCCUGUCUUAUCACUAGAGUGUAACAUGGUCUGUGAUAAAAGGUGACACAACUAUGAAAGUCAUUCUUGCUCAGUUGUCUAUAUCAGACUACAAGGGCUGGGGCUUUGAUGCCUAGCCAAGUAAUUGUCUGGGAAGGGGAAAUAAAUUCCAUUAACUCUCAUCUUUCUUACCCUUGUCUGUCAAGAAAAAUUCAGCUGCUUAUGGUUUUUAUCACUUAGCCACUCCUACUUUGCUAUAUUCCUUUUGUGGAAGUGUUAACAAAGCAGUUAAGAUGAUACCUAACUGUCUGGGGGAAAGAAAGGAGAGAGAGAAAUAGUCCAAGUGACAAAACAGCAUGUUUUUUAUUUAGGGUAGAGCACAUUCCAGAGACAAAAGCAGGGUGCCAGUCCCUUAAUAGAGUUGCAGCUGGUUUCAAGCAUUAUUUGAUUUAUCAGUGUGUGUACAGACACACAAACAUACAUAUUUUGCUACUGCAAAAUCCUUUCUCUUGAAUACUUGUCAUUUUGGCUUGACAGAAGUAAAAAUUGAUUCAUUCCCAGUUGCUUCUAUUUGGAAGGUCAGUUUCUUCAGGACUUUCAGUCCAUUUCCAGAGAGGGGAGGGUAACAAAAUCUAGGUAAAAAAGAGAUUUAAUUUCUGUGUAUCUUUAAAAAAAAACCAAUAAAAUAAACUGAGAAAUCUCUGUAAUUCUUACUAAUAUGGAAGAUUUAAAAAUUAUGAAUCUUGAAUUCUGCAAAGUUAAGUAAUUUAAUUACUUUCUGACAUCUGUGUAGUAUUUCUACCUGUUAGUGAGCCAGUCCACUGUGGGACAACAAAGAUAACAUUUCUAUAACACAAGGCAGCAAAAAUACCCAGCCAAGCACAGUACUUCAGAAUAUGAACCAUUGUAAGAGAAUAAAAAAGAAUAUAUUCUGGAAGAUAAGUUGAAGGAUAAUCCAUUAUUAGCAGUGCACUUUUCAGUAGCCUGUGUAGGAGAAUCCAAGUUCUGCAUUUCUUGCAGGUGGAAUGGUCUGUUAUAGAUCUUGCUGUCAUUAUUCCCCCUUUUCUUUCUUGGUCCAUAGGGACAUGCAUGUACCUCAUGACUGAAGAGCAGGAAGGAUGUGACAGACAGGGAAGUGACUCAUGAACAAGGGUGUUGCAGAGCUGCUGCUGCAGCAGAGGGCGCUGAGCCAAUGGACACCGCCCGACUGGUUCUCUUCCUCCCUGCUCUGGAUUUUCCCGUCCAGGGAUUUCCCACUCUGCCCCAAGGAGAGAGAGCCUUUAUAAAGAGCCAGCUGGAACUCUUGUAACAAACCGUUGCAGAGCAGCAAGAUCUCACUGUGCUUCUUCACAGAAAACAGAAAGCAAACUUUUGAAUUUACUUUCUUUAUCCAGCAACAGCAAUUGCAAAUGUUAAAGGAGAUGGGAAGAGCAAGCCAAGCUGUGCUAUUAAUUUUGUGCGUGUUAAGGACUGUUAAAGCUUUUGAAAUGGAAAUUAUACCUGCUGAGAGAAUUGUGGCACAGAUUGGAGGCACACUCAUACUCACAUGCAAUACCACUGGCUGUGCAUCACCAAGUUUUUCCUGGAGAACCCAGAUGGACAGCCCCCUUGGAGGAAAAGUCAGCAACCACAGGACAUAUUCUACAUUGACUAUGAAUCCAGUUGGUGUUGUGAAUUCUCAUUCUUAUCUUUGUACUGUCAUAUGUGGUGAGAGAGGGAAAAAGGAGAAGAGUGUCAAAGUUGAACUUUACUCUUUCCCCAGUGAUCCUAUCAUUGACAUCAGCCCAUCCUUAGUUGCUGGAGAACCAGCCCCUGUCAUCUGUAAAAUUCCUGAUGUAUAUCCUUCUCAUCACCUGGAAGUUCUCCUAAAGAAAGAUGGACAGGUUCUUCAUGAGGAAUAUUUUUUGUACGAUGACAGCACAAAUACAGAGACCAAAACUGUGACAUAUACAUUUCAUCCCAUGGCUGAAGAUGCUGGGAAAGAGAUUACCUGUGUGGCCAGGUUACCAAUUGCUGAUAUGGAUUUUGAACCCAAAGAAAGAACAUCUUCUCAGAAACUUAAUGUAAAUUUUGGUCCACAAAAUACUGUCAUUACUGCAUCUCCAAGCAACUCACCAAUGGCAGGAGACUCUCUGAACCUCACUUGUGUGACUCAGAGUAACCCACCAGCACAAAUAGUUUGGAGUAAAUAUUUGGCUGAAGAAAGCAUUCAACAUGUGAUAAAAAACAAUGUUCUUUCUAUUUCCCGUGUCCAUUUCAAUGAUUCAGGACGGUACAUCUGUGAAGCAAUUAAUCUGGUAACUAAUAAAACAGAGGAAGCAACUGUGAACAUUGUUAUACAAGGUGCUCCAGUCAUUACAAAACUCUCCAUUGAACCUUCUACAACAGUUCAGGAAGGGCAAAAUGUCUCCAUACAAUGUUCUGCUGAAAGCAACCCUCCUCCCAAGAUAAUUCUAAGGAGAAAAUCUGACAAUGCAGACAUAGGGACUUCUAGUGCCAGAAGUAUUUUUCUUCCAUCUGUGAUGUUCCAAAAUGGAGGAGACUAUGAAUGUGUAGCAGAAAAUAAGUAUGGGAACAGUAAAAGUGAAAUCACACUUAAUGUGAAAUAUGGACCAAAGAAUACAGUGAUCACUGUUUUCCCUGCUGCUCUUAAAGAAGGGGAAACUGUGACAAUGAAAUGUACUAGUUCUGGUAAUCCAGCUCCUGUGAUCUCCUGGAAGAAAAAGAAGGCCACCGGGGAGUUUGAGAAAAUUUCUAAAAAUGCAACUAUAACUAUACAGAACUUGAAAAGUCAAGAUCUGGGGCUUUAUGAAUGUGAAGCUUAUAAUCAAUAUGGCAAGGAAGAAAAAGCUGUGGAAUUAUAUGUUCAAGCAAGAUUGGAAGAACCAGAUCAGAUGAUCCCAUUCAUUAUUGCAUUCUCAUCUGUAGCAGCAGUAGCAGUUCCUGCAGCUGCCAUUUUGAUCUACGUGUCAAGACAAGCAAAGAUCAAUGGAUCCUACAGUCUUGUAAAAGCACUCAGGUUGAAAGUUUGAUUAUGUGAAUAUAAGUGUUUAGUUGAUAAUAAGCACUUUUAUUUAUUGCUGUGACUGGUUCUACUCUUCUGUAACAUAUGGUAACACACAAGUGACUUAAGAACAGCACCAUGUGAUAGCAAAUGGGCUUAUUUUCAUGUUCUCAUAAGUGUUUUGGUAUUUAAAUUAAAGGAAGAGCUAGAAUCCUGACCUAGAAAUUGGUAAAUCAUUUCUGUGUUGAAGCAUUCUGAAAAAAGGGUUCUGUGAAGAACUAGGUUUGUACAUAGUGUAUAAUUUGUGUUAUAAAUAUGUUCAACUAAAUAUCAGUUUGUAAAACUGAAGUCUUAUUGCAACUGUACAGAGAAAUUUUGUUAAUUCAAAGAUAUAAAUCAAUAUUGCUUGAGCUGAUCAGGUGAUUUUUAUUUUGUAUUACUCUGCAGCAUGAAUGUUUUUUAAUAUAAUUUGUCUGGUUGUGGUAAUGUUUGGAUAAUAUUCUCUUUUCACUGAUAUUGCCGUAAACUCUAUACCUUCAAUGAAGUUACACAAUCACUGGGCUAUGCAUUUCUAACAAAUUUAAACUAAUUUAAGCCUUUGAGGUUCAUUUGCAAAACAUUUUAUUUUAAAUAUUAUUCAAAAAAUGUCUGGGGUUAUAAUCCUGUAAGUUCUAGCACUGCUAAGGUUUUCUUGCUGGCUUUAAUCAUUCUCAGUCAAUGUCAGAAUUCCGUUAUUUUGUGAUGAGCCAAAUCAGACCUUUCUUGUAAAAUAUAAGGGCAUUGUAAAUAUGCUUAACAGAUUUCCACUGCAAAAUAAAACUACCAGUAGAUUUCUUUGACUAAAUCCCCCUAGUGAUGCUUGUUUAAGAUUAUGCCAGAACACACAUUACUGUGGAAGGAAAUUGUCCCUGGCAGCAGCAGUUGUGGAUGUCAUGGGAAAGACAAACAAGGCCGGAAGCCUCGAGGCAUAGGAAGGGGCACAGGCAAAAUCUGUGCACCUCAGCAAUGGUGGGUGAGUUGUUGCCUGAAGAAAUGCCCUUCCCAAGCUCCUCACUGUGAAAAUCUAAACCACAUGCUUGACAAUUUCCCUUUUAACAGAGAACUGUCUGCAUGCUUCACUCUGGUUGGCGCCUCUUUCACCACACACUUUCCAGAGCGGGCAAAAUGGCUGUGAAAAUAGUGAACUUCCAGUGCAGAGGCAAAGAUGGAGGGAAGGAGAGGUGGAAUUUGAUAGUAUUCCUCCUUACCUCCCUUCUCCUGACUAGCAGUGCUGCUUUGACUGAUCUGGGUGCUGAUGUUCAGCACCAAAGGCAAAGCUGUGGGAGGUGCAGGCUCUGUGGCUGAGAUGUUGAAAUGCAUCCUGAUGCACUAUGGCCUGAUCCACUGUGCUAGGCAAGGAAGGUCUGGGGACCUGGCCCCUCCAAACUUGCACACAAGAAGCUCAAGCAGAGAUAAGUGAAAAGAAUAUGUCUACAUUAUACACAUGGUGACAACUGCUGCCAACAGCAAUGCAAAUGUGGGUGCUGGCUCGGGCAUGUGGCAGUGGUGCACAUCUCCCAUGUUUUUUCAUAGUGUGUUCAGCAGUGUUUUGUGCACAGAAAAUCAGUUCAUGCAGGAUGUCUACCUAGAUUGGAAAGGGAGGCUUGGAAAGUGGGGGUGUAGCAGAAAAAUGGGAGAGCAGUGUGGACUUGGCUUGGAGGAAUGUGAGCAUGCAGUGGGAGGGUGAAGAAAAGAUUGAAGACAGAGGAGGAGGAGAGCUUUGACAGGCCCAUGACAUAAAUUUCUUGGAGGUGGUGCCAGGCAUAUUUAUUCAGAAUAAUGUCAGGCCUGUCUCAGUGCUGUCUUGUGAAUAAACCAGAAAGCAUGAUUUUUUUCCUCUGUGCAAAACUUUGGUACACACACAUUUUGCCUAAUCAGUGAGGUUCUGGUGUCUGUAUUGCAGGAAGGAUAGCUAGGAAAGAGAGAGAGAAGAAGGACUGGAAAACAGGGCAAAUAAAAAUGCCUGGGACUUUCCAGUUUGGAGAGAGAAUGCUGAAGGAGGAGGCGUUCUGAUUGAUGUUUUCCAAAUUGUGAAAGCAGUUGAUAGCAAACAACAGAUGCAAAACUAUUUGCUAAAUCAUGCAAUUCCGGAACUACAGGAUAUGCACGCUAAGGAGAAAGUGUUUCAACAAAAAUAAUAGAACAGUAUUUUUUCCCAGGGUGAAUGUCAAUCUACUGGAAGCUGCUGCAGAAGGGUCAGGGGGAUAACAGUAUCAAUUGGUUCAAAAGCAGAAUGGAAAAAAUAAUGGGCUAAAGGCCCAUAAAAAACCCAAAAGAGAGUGGACAGAAAUGUACUGUACAACGCCCCUUAUUCAGUGGCCAUUGAUGCUGGGCAAUCCUAAGGAUACAUACCAGAGAAAGGGGCCAGUGUAUGACAUCCUGAAAUAGUGUCUUUCACUGCUGUAGGAUCCUGGGGUGGGUGGGUUACUGGUGAGACCCACCAAGGUAUGCCUUGCCUUCUUACUCCUACUCUGAGCAGCCUUGGGCCAGACCUUGCAGAAGGGGCAUAAAAGUUCCUGUGCUGUUUUUCCCCCUCCUGUGAACUGAAAAGAUGAAAGAUGGGUGGGAGAGAAAUUGGAGCCAUCUUGCAACAGUGCUUUAGUGCUUGAGUAGUCUUUACUGGAAAUUCCUCCUCUAGUUUCCAGUAUUCUUUCAGCUGUUGGUUUUGUCAGUAUUUCUGAUACAGAUAUGUCCUCGUGGCUUGUCUGCCCUCUCAGGACCUCAAUUGUGGUAAAAUUGAGGUACUAAGUGACUUAAGUCAAUAGAAGUUGCCCCUGGAUUUCAACAGGGCCAGCUUUCCUCCCAGAAACGUUAAGUGAAUAGAAAGAAUUUCUAGUGUCCAUUUUAGGAGAGGUUGCUCUUGUGUUGGCAGUGAGUUCCUAGCAGUGAAAUCACAAAGAAGGGUCUUGCCAGGGGAUUUCCUGUCCUGCUGUCUCGGUGUUUUCCAGGGAACUUAAUGCUAUCAGUACAAGCUUGUCUUAUGAAGGUUUAAAGUUCACAGUCAAAUAACUUCUCUUUUUAUUUAAAACUACAGAAGGAAUAUUGCUUCUCCUUACACAGUUUCUCAUCAAGCGACUUGCAGAGCCUCUGCCCUGGCAAAAAGCCAUGAACAGCAGCUCCAGCCCAGCAAGACUAGGGCUGGAGGUCUAGGUAAGAAUCCCUGUCACAGGGCCUGCCUUUAUGAUCAAGAAAGUGGUCUGUAAAGCAAAGAGCUGACAGAUCCUCUCAGGUUUUCUCUAUAAAGUCACUUCACAAGUUAUAGAUUUGCAUUUUUCCCCUGUCUGAUCUUUGCUCAAGCAUAGCUUUGUCUUUUCCUCUUCAGGAGUUUAGCCCAAAAAUACCACUGGGCAAUACUUGUAUGAGUCUGGAUUUUAAAGAGUGAUUGCAAAUUCUCACUCCCUGAAGUCAGUUCAGGAUAUAUUCUUUCAUGAAAGGCUCAAAGAGGAAAAGAUACAUAUUUUAAAUGUCUCCAAGAAUGCUUUCAAAUAAUUUUUAAAGUAUACUGAGGGGGACAGUUAAUAUCCCAUGAGAGAGGUGCUGUUAUAGGCUGGAGAUAACACUGGUGGCUUGUAUUUGAAGGGGUAGGCUCCUCCUGUUUUCAGGGACUAGCAGGCUGAUCAGGAUAUUUAUUUAAGGCCAAGUGAUGAUCUGGUAUCUAUGAACAGGGCAGGCCAUUCAGCUCCAUGGACUUGCUGCUGUGCUGGACCACAUAACUUCUUUAAGGAGACGUGUUGCCCUGUAAGGGAUCUGAUGUGUAAAUGCCUCACAGAGAGUUUGCGAAUGUCCUUGGUUAUCAGGGGUGCCCUGCCUGUGAUAUAUACAUGGCCUACUUCCUAAUCCAAUUUUUCUGUCCUUUUGCACAGUUCUACCCAAAUGAUCAUUGCAUGCUGUAAUCAAUCUCUUAUUUCUUUGAUAAAAUAAACACAGAGGACUGUUGGAAGCCUACAUUUAUCAGGUCUUUUCUACAGCAGUAAAUAAUCCUUGUAGUUUUUUCUAAAUCCCUUCCAGCACUACACAUAUCUUUUAACAUGAGACAAAAAAACUUUGUCAAACCAACCAGUCUGAAUUUUACCUAGACCAUGCAGUUUAGCAAUCAAAACCUGACAGAAUUUUUGACAUUAUACUCAGUUUGAAGGCCACUUCACAUUUAAGAAAGAAGUGAGAGGAGUGGUUAUAUCAGGGGAACUCACUUUCAUGUUCCCUUGUCUGUUCUGAAGCUCAACAGUUUUUAAGCCUCGCAAUCUUUUGGGAUCCACAUGCUACAUAUCUUGCCACCAAAGUGGUGCAAGUUAUGUUACCAGAAAUAUGGAAAUUCUUGUGAAAAGAGUAAUGUGCUUUGCUGUUAGCUGCCAGGCAUCUCAGCAUAGCAGUGUUUUGUUCCAAGUACCUGGGUACCUGCCAGGUACAAAAGCAGGGGAUCUCCUGCCUGUCCCUCUGCCAUUCUCUCCUGAGGAGUCCUUCUGGUGCUGCUGAAGUGCACAGAACGGCCAAACAUGUGACUGCGAGAUGCAGGGCUGGGAAGUUCCCCUUGUUUAUGAGGUCCUUGGUUCCUCUCAGUGGUUCUGCUAUGUUUAAGGUUCAUUGCAAAUGAAACAAGAGAAACAUUUUUUUGACAGGUUGAAAAUUUACCCUUUGAGGGCACCUAUUACUUUUUGCAAUGCAAAGGAAUUGGGACAUUUAAAUCUGAAGAUUUAAAUCUGGGACAUAUAAAUCUGAAGAUUUAUAUUUUUUCAAAACAAAAAAUUAUAUUUUAUAAAUAGAUGUGAUGGGGGGGUCUGGGACUUGGUGCUUAUGUGACUCAAAGGAGGACAAUAAUUACUUAUUUUUUAAUUGCAGUAAUAAAUGCUAUAUCCAUGUGUUAAAAGAGACAGGAGCAUAUGAAGAAAGUCAAAGUAAGAUCAUUUCACUGUAAUCCUCUUUGCUGUGUGUGAUUGCAAAAACUAAAAUGUUCUGUCCUAAGGCUGCUGGUUUUUUCUCUUAAAUAUUUUUCCUUUCCUUUUGAAUGAGAGGCAGAUAUGGGACAUCUGCUCUCAGCAGCUGAAAGAAAUGGUGGCAUAUGAUGUUCCAACACAGAUGUCAUGUCUUGAACACUCCCACAUACUUCCAACUGUUAUACUUCAUGUUGUUCUUUCAUAUUUAUUGGAGAUUUCCAGUGAUGGAGACUAUCAGUUUUACAGUGAUGUAACUUUGAGACACUGUUACCAGUUGAGCCACAGAGCCUCUUUGCUAGUCAGACCUGGUGGAUUACACUAGAUUUUUACAUUUCCAGGCACUUGGUGUACAGGGCAGCAAACAGCACUUGACCCUUUGGCACACUGCUAACAUGCAGUUAGAGAACUUCAGAGCAUGGGGCUGUGAUAUUUACUUGGCUUUCAACUAAUGUGCUCAAGCAACAAAAUAUUACCACAAAUGGUGCAUUCAUUUGCUUGUUUCAAUAUCAGGAACACAUAUAAAAUAGUGUUAAAACACAAUUGCAUUCAGUUUUCAAAAUGACUUUGAAAAUAUACCUGCCAUUUUUCUGUUGAUUUCCUGUUCAAUUAAAAUUGGAUAUUCUGUCCCUUCAUUUAUAUCCAAGCAUCAAAAUAGUUGAGUGAGAUAAGAAAGCAUGACUCUUCACUGUUGAAUAAUCAUUUAGGCACUCAUAUCUCAAAACCAUGCAGAAAUAAAUAUUUUAGUGAGCUAAUUUAGAUUUUGUAGAUAAGCUCUGGUAAAAAGGAAAGAAAAUUUCCUCCUUACAAAGAAAAUGAAGUUCCAGCACCACACUGUUGUUGAGGCUUUUGUUCUAGUUCAUAAUCACAAUUGUCUUGGUGCUGAUAACAGAGCAGGGAUGGAGCAGAUAGCAAGAUUUUGUUUGUAUUGAUUAAAGAUUAUCUCUUUUGGGAAAUUGUGACAAUGUUGGCAUUAGUCACUUUUCCCAAGUUGCCUGAAGGGAAGUAAAGAGCAGGAACAUGGCAGAAUCAGGCUCUGCUUGCUUCGUCUGACAGCUGAAAGAGUGGUAUAUCUGUAGAAGCAGAUAAAGAAAUUAAAAGAAUGCAGGAGACUGUAUUUCCACAUCUAAAGGUAAUAUGCUAGGCUAAAAUUCUGUGUUCAAAACACAAAUGUACUGAAAUAUCCCUUUUUUUUUUGUAUGUAUAAACUUUUCAUCAGGACUUAAUUCUACCCUCUGUUUUCUGUUUAGUAGUGUCUGUGGUAGCAAGCAGUUGAAGAUUGCACUUUACCUGUAGACUAAAUGUGUGAUUAUUCCUGUUUUCCUCCCUGUCUCUAGCUCACUGUUAAUUCAAUAAAAUGAGAAGCU
This is a messenger RNA of Zonotrichia leucophrys gambelii, 12694 nucleotides long. It is a transcript of the gene VCAM1, whose product is annotated as vascular cell adhesion molecule 1. The transcript is spliced from 9 exons. Gene Ontology annotation, molecular function: integrin binding. Gene Ontology annotation, cellular component: plasma membrane. Gene Ontology annotation, biological process: cell-cell adhesion. Lineage: Eukaryota; Metazoa; Chordata; Aves; Passeriformes; Passerellidae. The record is from RefSeq and is a predicted model, not a curated record. The coding region runs from base 4766 to 6388 and encodes 540 amino acids.